UUGUGUCGCGCAUGCAUCGAGCCUCUUGUGCUUGGAGAUGGAGGCGAAUCGCGAGUUCGCCUCGAAAAAAAAACCUUCAUAUAAUGCGUGAAAUGUCUUCCUUUGUCUCUUGCUACCGGUAGUUGACAUUUGUCAUUCGUCAGACUGGCAAUUCUCAUCCCAGAGACUGAUCCCACCCCCCCUCCCGCCUUGAGAUCACAAUGUCGAAGAGAAAGGGCAAAGCCCCAGUCCAGUUGAACCCGUCCAAACGUUGGCUGCUGUCAUGGGACAUGAACGAUGGCAAGCAGCCGGGAGCAUCCACCAGCCACGGCGGCACUGUCACAAUGCCAUCAGAUGCCCCAGAGACAGUCUUGGAUGUUGCUUGUGGACCGAGAAGCUCAGAGAGCAUUGGAGACCCAGUCAGUGCCAAAUCCAAGAUACAGGCUCCGCCCCACCACAUCACGCCGUCAGAGUACCAGACCCUGUGGGAGAGGGCUGACUACAGUAUCACCAUUCACGAACACUGCCCCCAGGGGGACCUGGCCUGCCGCUUGGGCCAGAUCGCGCUCGGUCUAGCUCCCCACCGUCUGUCCAAGCAAUCGGAGCCGACGACGAGCCUUGAAAUAUCUGCCGUUAAUUCUGAAGGUGAGGGAUGCGAUGACCUAGUGCCUGAUGCUCUCCCCAAGCAGAUCCCCAGAGGGCGCUGUUCGCUGUUUAUCAGCUCCGUCGGGCCGCAUUAUCUGGUGUUCGACUACGCGCCAGAUAACGUGGAGAAUGCGCCGAACGGUUUAUCGUCAAGGGUGUACUUCUGUCUCAAGGCAGCUGUGCUGAACGAACCGCCCGUCUCAUGUUUGGACAGUGUAGAACACGUCUGCCACCAUCAUAAGUCAAAGGUGAAACUAAUCCGUCACGGCUACGAUUCAAAGACUGGUCGGCUGUCUCUGUCCAUCUGCCUCUUGCGGCCGGCGUUAGCCGUACCCAAGUUUGCCUCAGAGCCGGUCAGACGGCUGGACUUCGCGUAUCACAUGCAGAACCUGAUGCACUGGCUGCACGGGUUCCAGGCACCAGCUCCACGCCAGGUUCCGACCUCCAAACGGCACGACUUCAACCAGCUCUUUGACGCCGUGCGCCGCCGCCACGCGGAAAGCGGCAACCACGCCAUUGCCCUGACAAUCCAGCUGCAGCACCCCUGCCUGGUGCCCACGCUGCGGGAGUACCAGCGGCAGGCGGUCAGCUGGAUGCUGCAGAAGGAAGGGUUCAGGGAGAGGAAGGACGAGAAGGAGGGGGCGGAGCUUGGAACCAGAGAGAGUGGGAGGCUGCACUGCAUGUGGUCAGAGCUGCAGCUGGCUGACCAGACUCUGUUUUACAAUUACCACAGCGGCCAAUUCACCAGGCAGCGCUUCACCCAGCUGCCCCCCUUUCCAGGAGGCAUCCUGGCCGACGAGAUGGGCUUGGGCAAGACGGUGGAGGUUCUGGCUUGCAUCCUCGCCCACCCGAGGUAUCAGGCCGCACCCACCCCGAGUGAGACCAACGACGCAAGCGUAGACAAAGAGGGGGGUCCACAUCCCACCUGUGCUCUCACAGUUGUAGAUGACAAGCCUUCGAACUCCAGUCGAUGCGUAUCCGAGGCAGGAACAUCGGACACCGAGUGUUUGUCAAAUGCAGCUCUUCGAGAGGAAAUGCGGGAGGUUGUUGGUAGGGUUGCACAAGAAGGUAACGCCGUAAAAGCCAAAGCCGGAAGCACCAGUACAGGUCCAGGGCCAAUGGAUCAAAGUACAGUAGGAACCUUGCAGCAGGCAGAGACUAAGUUGGAAGGUCCUCUUCAUUCGUCUGGUGGAGGAAAGGCUGCGUUUUCCGACUCAGGUGUAAUUGCUUCACAGCCUGAUAUGUCACAGCAUUCUCAGGAAACUUGCAGCCUUAGAACGGUGGAUUCCAGCUCAGGGAUGCAUGCAGAGAGAACUUCGUCUGUGGUAAGCAUCGCUAACCCCGAGGCUCAGCCCAGAAGAAAAGAACAAAUAUCAGCAUCUGUAACUAAGACCGAGGACACAGGUGGUCCCGAUCAGUUAUCAACUACCUCAGUGCAAGCAAAACAUCUCCAGACUGAGGACUUUAUCAAGCCAGGGUCUGUCAGUUCAGCUGUGCUUUUAGAUGACAUGCCUUCAGGAAGCAAGCAUCCGAUGUCCCAACAGAGAGCACUGGUGUCCAAAAUUUUAGAAACGGCAGAGACAAAACUCACUCUGGACCUGGACAGUGCAGAGAUACAUGUGAAAGGCGAAGAUGGAAACCCAUGUGUACCUGAGAACGUAGAACCUCCGAUGGCAAAGAGCACAGACCAGUCCGUACAUGCAGCUUCGGAGGAUGAGUGUGCCAGUCCAAGACAGCCAUCGGAGACAUCGCCUCCAUCAGAUCAGCAGAGUACAGCAGCAACCACCUCUGCAGAAGUUGGAGGAGACGCCAGCAAAUCGUCGAAGAAACCCAAAAAGAAGGCAGCCCCCAGGAGACCGCCCCCGAACCCCUACCUGAGGCCGGCGAGCCGAGAGCCGCCCAAGUUCCGCUUCGAGUGCAUCUGCGGGGUGCGGGAGGGAGAGCUGGACCCAGAGCGCAGCAUCCAGUGCCGGCAGUGCGGGGGUUGGCAGCACAGCCGAUGCGUGAACUACAGCAAGGAGUUCUUGGGGAGCAAGGGCUACCUCUGUCCGAUGUGCUGCAUGGAGCAGCCUGCAGUGCCGUCUGGAGCUACUUUGAUCGUAUCCCCUACAACCAUCUGCCAUCAGUGGAUCGACGAGAUCAACAGACACAUACAGUCCCAGACCCUCAACGUACUGGUGUAUAACGGCGUAAAGAAGCACGGCUUCUUCCAGCCUUGGAUGCUAGCCAAGCAUGACAUCGUCAUCACGACCUACAACACACUACGGACGGAACUGAACUACGUCGAUCUGCCUCACACAAACAGUGAGACUGGAAGACGGUUGCGGCAUGCCAAGCGUUACAUGGCCGUCCCUAGCCCCUUACCCGCUGUGGAAUGGUGGAGGGUCUGUCUUGACGAAGCCCAGAUGGUAGAGUGUCCAACAGCUAAGGUCGCUGAGAUGGCCCUGCGUCUGACAGCUGUGAACCGGUGGUGCGUCACUGGUACCCCCAUUCAGAAGGACUUGGACAAUCUGUACGGUUUGUUCCUCUUUCUGGGCGUGGAGCCUCACUGGGUGAGAAGCUGGUGGGACAACAUGCUGUACUAUCCCUAUCUCCAUGGCAACCAGGAGCCAAUGGAGAAGGCCUUGGCGGAGGUGCUUUGGCGCAGCGCUAAGAAAGACGUCAUCCAUCAGAUUAACAUCCCCGCUCAGACAGAGCGGACUCACUGGCUCCAGUUCUCGCCCAUCGAGACCCACUUCUACAAGCGCAAGCAGGAGGACUGCUCCAAGGACUUCCUGGAGGCGGCCGGCCGGAUGAAAGUGGACAUCCGGACGCGCCUAAGCACCCUGGCUCGCGACACGGUCCACCGGCUGAUGAACCCUUUACUGAGGCUCCGGCAGGCCUGCUGUCACCCGCAGGCCGUCCGUGGCGAGUUCAUCAGCAUGCAGCGCACCACCCUGAGCAUGGCGGAGCUGCUGGCCUCCCUGACCCUCAAGGCCAGGCUGGAGUCGGAGGAGGCCCACCGGCAGCUGGUGUGCGCCCUGAAUGGUCUGGCGGCAGUCUGCAUCAUCAAGGGCGAGAUCCUAGAUGCCAUCCAGGACUACCGCGAGAUUCUGCGCUCGGCGGAGGAGCACAAGGACCGGCUGAAGACGGACUCCCUACAACGCUUGCACGCCACGCACAACCUUAACCAGCUGAUCCAGCUGAAGCCAGACGGUCUGGUGCCAACCCUCCGAGACGGGGACCUCGAACAACAGGUGCAGGAGAUCAGAGAUGCCUAUCUCGCCAAGGCCGAGGCAGCUCUCCAGUCCAGCAUAGUCAGUCUGCGGCCACUCCAAGAAAAGAUUGCAGAGCUCAAACCUAAGCUGUCUCCCCGUACCCCAUGGUGGCUGGAUGGCCUGCAGUGGUUGCGCUACGUGGGCGUCGAAGAGGACUUUGUCGACAAGGUCAAGGACACGCUGAUGUCCACUACGCACAUGGACAGCAUGAGCGUGGCCAAUCAUUUUUCAACAAUCCACGGCUUACAGAUGGUCCUGGUCAACAAGCUGGACGACCUGGACAACGCUUACAAACGUGUGCUGGCCGGCAUGGAGCAACUCAACAUGGACGUCACCCAGGAGCUGGUCGACGAGGCGACGGAUUGUCACUUGCGACCUUUUGGCGGGAAACCUAAAAACAGGUGUACUUUCUGCACGGUUCAUAACUUUUUCGUAGAAUACGAGACUUGCUUGUUCUCCAUAAAACAAAGGGAGGUCCUCUCCGAGGCAGACGAGGACGAAUCGGAGGCAACCGGACCCCGAGUCCAGGGGUCCUGGGCGGCCAGCGAGACGGAGAGGAUCCUGAGAGCCCUCUUAGCUUCCCUGAGGCAACACGGGGGAGACCGGGAGGUCCUGGAGGAAGGCGGGGCGCACAUCGAGAUGAUGGAGGUGCAGAAGAAAGAGUUCAAGAGCCUGCGGGCGACCUGGACAAUGCUGUGUGAGCGCGUGGCGGCCUGGGACGAGCUGAAGAUGGCUACCACGCGUCUGCGUCUCCGCGAGGCCCACGAACCGGAAGAAAUCACCGCCGAGGCCAACGUCAUCGAACCCGGACAGUUGGAUCAGCAGAGACUGAAACUUCUCAGCGAUCGGGCCCUGGCACAGUCUGAGUUGAAGAAGAAGUUGGGCCAGCUGGUUUAUCUGAAGAGCUUGGCUCAGGCUCAGUCGGAUCUGCCGGAGGGCAACAACCCGGAACCUUGUCCCAUAUGUGUGAGAGAGCUUGGAAAACAGUGGACUGUCCUGCCCUGUGGUCAUUCCUUCUGCAACAGCUGUAUGGACAUGAUGCGGGUCCACCGCGGCGGGCAACGCAAGACCCUGCGCUGCGCAAUUUGUCGGGCAGUGGCCUCCCUCCAGGAAAUCUCCUAUGUCAGCACGCAGCCGACCGAUCAGCCAGAGGACUGCGCCAUUCCUGUGAAGGGAGGCUUUUCAACCAAAGUAGAAGCGGUGGUUCGAACCCUCCUUCAGCUCCAAGAGCAAGACCCCAACGUGAAAGCCAUCGUAUUCUCGACGUGGGUGGACGUGUUGACGGUCAUCGCCAAGGCACUGAAAGACAAUCAUGUGGAGUUCCGUAGCAUCGGUUCCCGUGGUGAACGCCAGUUUAAAGAAAACCUGAUGGACUUCAAGCAGGAAGACGGAGUCACCGCCCUCCUGCUGCCCGUUCACAGCGGCAGCAAAGGACUCAACAUCAUCGAGGCUACUCACGUGCUUCUGGUGGAGCCCAUACUCAACCCGGCCAGCGAGCUACAGGCCGUGGGCCGGGUGCACCGGAUUGGCCAAACAAAGCCGACGGUUGUUCACCGCUUUCUGGUCAGGGACACCAUCGAAGAGAGACUGCACGCCUUCUUGCAGGCCAACCACACCAGCGACAGCUUGGACAGCAUGGAGGGAGAGACAGGCACCCUCACCCUGCAGAACCUCAAGCAGCUCUUCACUGAUGAGAGCGGGGCACCAGACAGUGCUACGGCCGACGGCAUUGUGGACCAAACAGAUGAUUGAUAUUCACGAGGCGAAGACCACGACAGCCAAUCUGGACGAGGAGACGUCAUACCAUUUAUAGCUUUUAAAAAAACUGUGUUUUCAUGAAUCAUGGCAGGUUGCAGUCACGGAUUGUUCCCGUUCUGAGGUUUUGGAGACACUGGUGUAUAAAUACUGACAUAGUUGAAAUAUAUUUUCAACCUGAAAAAAAAUCCCCAGUAUUCCUAGAGCUUCAUUCUACAAGAGUCUUCAUGUGUUAUUUCGCGAUAGUUCUGUUGACUUUAUAUUCCGCAGUAAUUGAAAAAAUGUACCAAAAUCACAAUUAAUGAGAUCAUGUACAUCCAAUCCAUCUUAUUCAGCAUUCACUAUGAAUAUGUUUUGAGGUCAGUGUUUGUGGGAAACAUCGUUUUGAUUGACCUUAGUUUUUAUAAAUGUUGAGGCAUGCUGCGUCUGUGCCUUUGAGGUAGGCGUGUUGGAUGGUGCGAGGAGGGCACACAGUGAAAUCUGAGGAGGUGUUUUUUGAGGCCUCUUUCACGCCCUUAUCUGUGAUGUCAGGCAUCAAGUUUUGCUGCACCAUCAGACCAGACGCGGUGCCACGUUUUUCCACGUGUCGGUUGGAGCCAUGCUGUAGUCACGUUCACCACAAGCCAUCCAGUCUUGCUCCAAGUCCCAAGCUUCACAGACAAACUGAUGAUUAAAAGUUUGUCCCCACCCACAUUUGUCCGUGCGUCACAACACUUGCAGCUUUCCCCCGAAACUACCAUCGCAAAACACAUACCCUUAGUCACAUCCCGAACAAUUAUCCUGGCAGGAAAUCGGCGUCCAGGACCCAUUCUUUCCCCAGUGAGUGCUGAUUCCCGCCGCUUGUUGCCUAGAUCCAAGCACCUAAAUGUACUAGAAAGACCACCCCAAAACACUCUUUAUUGUUGGAAAACAACUGUUUCUUACUGCCUUGUUUUUUGGGGGGUUUUACAAGUGGCUUCUGAAACGGGCAUUUUAUAUAAAGGGCAGUUUUGAGAUCAGGACACAGUUUAGCACUUCAAGUUAGCACAAUUUAGCUCUUCAAUUUUUUUGGGGGGGAGGGGGCAUAUGAUUAUCUCUUCCUUUGAAUUGAAUGUAUUUUCUGUUGAGCAUUAUUGUUUGGAUUCCUAUCAAUGGAAACAUUACUAAACAAGGUUUAGCUCCAUGCCAAAUACACUCACAUAAUUUAUUUUUCUGUAAAUCUACACAUGUAGCAUAAGUAGCAAUCUUGUCUUUUGUUAUUAUGCACAUUUUUAAUAGUAUUUAAGUUAGUUAGAUAAGUGUACAUAGACAAACAACCGUAACUUACAAAUCUGUGCAAAGAUGAUCGUUCGAUAUAAACAGAAGAUCUUGAGAACAUCAAGGAAUGUCUCAUCGUGGCCAACAUAAUUUGUACAAAGCGAUGACAUUACAGUGCAUGUAUUUGAUAAUGUGUGCAAUAGCUUUUUCAUGAAGCAAAGGGAAACCGAGAGACUGAUAUUUCCCCAAAAGUACCUAGCAUUGUCAGUUAUUCCUGGACUGUCGAUUUGUGGGGUUAGGCCCUCCCCCCGUGUGUUUUUUAAAACUAAGACACACCCCACACACCCUCAGCCCUGCAUAAAAGCAGUGGAAAUCAUCGAUAUAAAGAAAAUUCAACCUUCAGACAGUUGAUGGCCCCAGCCAUCGAAUUUUCAGACUGGAAACUGUGAAGUUUCUCUGUAGCAAACAGAUAUUUUUUUUAAGUUAAGAGAUUUUUCAUCUUUAGAAAGUGAGAGUAGAUUAGGACAAGAUUUAAAUAAACAAGUAAAUGCACGGUUUGUUGACGACAAACCUUGUUAAAUUA
Molecule: messenger RNA, 7455 nt
Organism: Acanthaster planci (crown-of-thorns starfish)
Lineage: Eukaryota; Metazoa; Echinodermata; Asteroidea; Valvatida; Acanthasteridae
Gene: shprh
Product: SNF2 histone linker PHD RING helicase
Biological process (GO): protein polyubiquitination; DNA damage response
Cellular component (GO): nucleus
Molecular function (GO): ubiquitin protein ligase activity; ATP binding
Source: RefSeq, a predicted model, not a curated record